Messenger RNA from Chlamydomonas reinhardtii, 5579 nucleotides. RefSeq lists its product as uncharacterized. The transcript is spliced from 13 exons. The record is from RefSeq and is a predicted model, not a curated record. Gene Ontology annotation, biological process: DNA replication. Gene Ontology annotation, molecular function: single-stranded DNA binding; 5'-3' DNA helicase activity; ATP binding. NCBI's taxonomy places the organism in Eukaryota, Viridiplantae, Chlorophyta, Chlorophyceae, Chlamydomonadales, Chlamydomonadaceae. Bases 491 to 5101 code for a protein of 1536 amino acids.
CUUUUUCCCGUUGAUAUCUCUCGCUGUCCUAUCAGGGUCGGGCGGCCCCAAACUAAUUUGGACCUGGGCUGUCGGCGUUUUGUUUGCUUGGUUCUCUUGAGUACUGCUCACAAUAUGACAGACAUACGCAUGUUUCUUGGUUUAGUGCCGAGUCAGCGGAUGCACUGAAAAGUUUGGCGCCCUCGUUGUUGCGAGCAUGCUUCUUACACCGCGAAACAUGCAUUAGCAGGAGACUUGCAUUACGUUGGGACAAAAGAGACGGCCCACAGCUGUCGGCGUGGGAGUCCAGCGACCAGUCCGGCCGAUUUGGCGGCAGCAACGCGACCUGCGGCAAGCUAGGCGAUAUAGGGGUGGGGGCGAGGGAUCCAGCGUGAGAGUUCAGAAGCCGGGGCGGCCGCUGACCGCGACUCCUCGCCUUCCAGCGGCGGAGUCACGUCAACGCGUGGCGGUGCACACAGCCCCCUCUGAGCGGGCGUGGCAGCACGCAGCUAUGGCAUGUCGUUGCACAAGUGCGUGCAUUCACACCUCAUGCAGCUACCCGGCGGCUCCUGUGGCGCGAGGGCUGCGCCACGGCAGGCCCACGGCUAGCCGCCCAAUGGCCAGCAUCACGCCACAACCACAGCGCCUGCCUCAGACGCUGUGCCCCGCGGCGGCCACCAAGCCGCCCCCGUGUGCCACGGCGGCACCACGGUCCCAUGCUCGCGCCGCCCUGGCCGCCGCCGUCGCCGCAGUGGCCCGGUCCAACGGCGCCCAUGCGCCGCCGGGCUUGGGGCGCUGCGGAGGACCGCUAGCAGCAAGCGGCGCCUCCCCUGUUGCACGGGCAGGGUGGCGCUUCGGCGCGCUCCUGCCGCACAUGACGGCUCGCGGCCAUGUGGAUGGCUGCGGCGCUGUCACCAGCUUUCCGGCGCCCGUGCCGGCUGAACGCAACCGGAUCGGUGGCGCCGGACGUCGCGGCGGCCGCUUGGUAGUGGUCGCAGCAGCAGCAACAGCGGGAGGGGGUAAAUGGCGGGGAGCAGCAGCAGGGCCGGAUGGCUCUGCCGCGGCAGCGCACGGGGCCGCCCCAGGCUCCUCCCAGCUCCCACGCAACAGCCCCAGCAACAAUCGCAACACCAGCAGUGACAGCAGCGGCAGCAGCAGCGGCAAGUCGUAUGCGCCAUCGGCGGCGGAGCUGGAGCGGCGGCUGGCGUCUCUGCGGUCGCAGCUGGCAGAGGCGGGCGUGGACCUGCCGGAGGAAGUGGCGUCCAGCCCGGGCGUGUUCCUGUACCGCACCUGCCCCGUGUGCGGUGGCGGCGAGGGCGGCCACGACCCCAACACAUUCUCCAUGAUGGUGGCAGAGGACUACAAGUUCGUGUGGUACCGCUGCUUCCGCGCGAACAAGUGCGCGGCGAGUGACAAGGUGUGGGCGGAGGGCGUCACGCGCAAGUUGGCGCGUGCCGACGCCGAGGGUGGGGCGCUGCCAGAGGUGGUGCCGGCGCCGUCGCGGCAGGAGCUGCAGCCGGAGGCAAACGAGUGGCUGGAUGCAGACGCUCUGGCCUACUUCGCGGCGCGCGGCAUCAGCCCCGCCACGCUGCGGGCGGCGGGCGUGUACCAGGCGCGCGACGUGCCGCACCCCACGCUGCCCGGCGUGAGCCUGCCGCGUGUGGUGGUGUACCCCUACACACUUCGCGGCGUGGUGGUGAACGCCACCUUCCACGACAUCCACAACUACUGCCUCACUGCCGGGCCACGUGCCAUGGACGAGGGGGAGAAGGGCGACGGCGAGCACGAAGGCGAAGGCGAAGGGCCCUCGCCCCGGCCCCCGCCCUCAGCCGCACCUGAGCAGCCGGAUCCGGAGCUGCUCGCCAGCAUGCCGGGGCUGCGAUGGCAGGUGGUGGGCGCGCAGCGCUACAUGUGGGGGCUGGACGACGUGGCCUUCGCGCCGCAGCUGCAGCGGCACCGGGAGAAGCUGACGGCGGCGCGGCGGCCUCCCAUGGCCCGGCCGCGGCAGGCAGCUGCAGCGGCGGCGGCGGGGGCUGGGGUGCAAGCAUCAGGUGCCGGCGGCGCAUUCACUGGGGGUGCGGGGUCUGCGGCUGCGCCGGCAGCGGGGGUGCCGGGGCUCGAGCGGCUGGUUGGAGCGCCGCCGCCCGUGCAGGCUCCCCUGGACCCCCUGGACCCCGCUGCCGCGGCGGCAGCCGCUGCCUGGCAGCUGGUCGCGGGGCCGGACAGCGGCGGCGGCGGCGGCGGCGGCGGCGGCCAGACGGCAGCGUCGCUGUACCCGUCCGGGGAAGGCCCCGCCGGCACCGGUAGCGGCAGCACUGGCGUGGAAGACCAGUUCGGCGGGGCCGCGGCGGAGGGGGGCGGGGAGGUGCUGGACGAGGGAGACCAGGGGGGAGAUGACGUGGUCGCGAUGUACGGCGAUGCGCACGACCCCAGUCAGGACCGGGAGGCGGUGCGGGACAUGGGCGAUGAGGUGGUGGAGCUGGUGUCAGGCGGGGAGGAGGAGGGGACGGAGGAGGGGCAGUGGCGCGGCAGGUUCAAUGAUGAGGACGAGGCGGAGGCGGUGGAGGAGGCGGAGGAGGACGAGUAUGAGUGGUCUGACCUGGACGAGGAGGAGGAAGAGGACGAGUAUGAGCGCAAUGGGUGGGAGGCGCAGGAAGCCGAGGACGAAGAAGAGGAAGCGGAGGAGGGACAGGAAGAGGAGAAGGACGAGGACACCGAUGGUCCAGACCGGGCUGCUACUUUGCCGCCGGGCAUGGCGCCGCAAGCCGCGUCGGCACCUCCCCUGGGCGCGCCUGCGCCGUACGCCUACGGCACCUUCGCCGCUGCUGGCGCCGGCGACCCCCGCAAUUUCGUGAUGGCUGCUGGCGCGGGAGCGGUGCCGACGGGUGUUGCCGGUGUGGACGCGGCUGCUGUGGCGGAGCUGCACCCGCGGUACCGGGACCUGGUGCUAGUGGAGGACGAGCUGGAGCGGCUGGCACUCAUGGAGGCGGGAGUGCCCAACGUGCUCAGCCUGCCGCCUCGGGCGGUGGUGGCCUUCCAUGACUACACUGAGGCGUUGCGGGAGGCGGAGGCGGCGGACGAGGCCGCGGCGGCGGCAGCAGCGGCCGCGGCGGCGGCGGCCGGAGGGGCCGCCAGGCGCGGCGGCCGGCGGCGCGGGAGAGGCACGUCUGCGGCGGCGGCCGAAGUCGUGGGCAUGAGUGACGCCGUGCUGAGCUACAUGUUCAACAGCCGGGAGGUGCUGAGCCCGGAGCCGGGUGUGGUGGGCGGCGAGGUGCGGGUGACGCUGGCGCUCAAGGAGGACGCCGCGUCGCGCAUGCUGGCAGAGGAGCUGGCCAACGGUCUGGUCCGCGAGCGCUGUUUGGUGUUGCGCUGGCCCGCCACACAGCUGGAGCUGCCACCGCUGAGCCGCGAGCUGCUGCAGCGCCAGGCGGCGGCGGCGCAGGCGGCGGCGGCGGCGGCAGCGGGUGGGGGCGGCUGGGGCGCAGUGGCGCAUGAGAUCUAUGAGGAGGUGCCAGAGUACCUUCGGGCGGAGCAGGAGGAGGCGGAGCGGGAGGCGUGGGGCUACGAGCCGAUGGGGAUGGAGGCGGCGGCGGCGUGGGAGGGGAGGCAGGAAGAGGCGGCGUGGGCUGGGGGCGAGCAGCACCAGGCGCAGUACAGCGGGUACGACCCGUACACACACGACCAGCAGCAGUACUAUCAGCAGUACGAGCAGCAGUACCAGCAGCCGCACCAGCGGUACCAGCAGCAGUACCACCAGCAGUACCACCAGCAGUACCAGCAGCAGUACCAGCAGCAGUACCAGCAAGAUGGAGGCGGCGCAAAUGCAGGGAUGGAAGCAGGGGCCGGCGGCGGCGCCCUUGUUGCGGUGGUGCCGCCGGCACCGGCGGCGGCGGAGCCGGGUGGCCCCAUCCGUGUGUGCGCGGCGGACGUGCUGCAGCGCGACGGCCCGGAGGCGCUGACGUGGCUGGUGGAGCAGGGCGCGCGGCCGUACCCGGUGAAGGGGCUGAUGCACGUGGGCGGCCUGUGGGACGAGAUCAUCCGGCACUGGUACGGCAAGGAGGCGACGGCGGCGGCGGUGUCCACGGGGUGGCCGGGUCUGGAUGAGGUGUAUCGCGUCACGCCCGGAGAGCUCACCAUUGUGACGGGUGUGCCCAACAGCGGCAAGUCGCACUGGCUGGAUGCGCUGGCGGUGCAGCUGGCCAACGUGCACGAGUGGCGGGUGGGCUUCGCGUCCUUUGAGAAGAGCGUCGUCAAGCACGGCCAGAACCUCAUAGAGCUGGCGGCACGCACCAGCAUGUUCACACCCGACGGGCGUCAGAACAUGACUCCGGACCAGUUCCACACCGCGCUGGACUGGGUCAACACCCACUUCUUCCUCAUACGCCACCCAGACAUGGCGGACGAGGGCUCCGCAGCGCCCACGCCCGAGCAGCUGCGCCUAGCGGAGGGGCUGCGCCUGGGCCCGGGGUUGGGCGCACCUGGAGGUGGGGCGGGGGCGGGGGCGCAACCGACGCUGGAGGAGCUGGAGGCGGCGGAGCGCGCGGCGGCGUGGCUUGAGGAGUCGCGGCAGCCGUGCACCAUCGACUGGGUGCUGGGGAAGGCCACGCAGGCGGUGUACAGGCACGGCAUCCGUGGUCUCGUAAUUGACCCCUACAACGAAUUGGAGCAGCAGCGCGGCUCGCAGUCGGAGACCGAGUACAUCAGCGCCAUGCUCAGCAAGGUGAAGCGCUGGGCGCAGCGGCACAUGGUGCACGUGUGGCUGGUGGCGCACCCCAAGUCUUUCGAGGAGUGGGACGGCUCGCCGCCCUCCAUGUACGACAUCAGCGGCAGCGCGCACUGGUACAACAAGGCAGACAUGGGCGUGGUGGUGCACAGGUACACGCGUGUUGCCAUGGAUGCGGCGUUGAAGAAGUACCAGGCAGCUGCGGCCAGCAGCGCCGAGCUGCAGUCCAAGCUGGAGCGGCUAAAACGCAAGCCCGUGGCGCUAACGUUUAGUGAGACCGAAACGCUGAUCAAGGUGGUCAAGGCGCGCAAUAAGACCAGCGGGGCGCAGGGUGACUACGUGCUGAAUUACUCCAAGGAGCAGUGCCGAUUCUUGGACCCAAACUUCCCAGAUGCGUGAUGAGGGAGGAUUUGGGAGUCGGGUGGCGAGGGCUGGCGGCGGAUGUGGAUGUGUGAUGGGACAGGGUUCAAGGCAGGUUGGCGAGGUCCCGUAGGGUGCAGCUGAUGCCCAUACCCUCAAGCAGACGGCAAACAGUUUGCAGUGGCAGAGCAGAAGUGCAUGGCUGGUCGAACGCCGGAGUUACUGUACCGACAAGUUGCUGGCUGGCUGGAAGUUUGCUGAUGCGCAUUCCUCACGCUCCGGGCGCCCGGCCAGGCGAUAGCACCACAUAGACACACCGCAACGCCACACUCGCGAUGCAGAGCCGGAUGUGGGGGUGCGGCGGAUGUGGAUGGUGUAUUGCGCCUGGUCGUCGCACGCGGCUAGCACCGGUGGCUGAGCCUUGGGCUGAGCUGGUGGCACGACCCAAGAGCGUACGCGGUGUGGUGUCGCUGGGAAGAGGCGCUCAAAUUCUCUACUAAUUUUAAGACGUCUUCAG